Molecule: messenger RNA, 2841 nt
Organism: Meriones unguiculatus (Mongolian gerbil)
Lineage: Eukaryota; Metazoa; Chordata; Mammalia; Rodentia; Muridae
Gene: Amer3
Product: APC membrane recruitment protein 3
Exons: 2
Coding region: 275-2653 (792 amino acids)
Biological process (GO): regulation of canonical Wnt signaling pathway
Cellular component (GO): plasma membrane
Molecular function (GO): phosphatidylinositol-4,5-bisphosphate binding; beta-catenin binding
Source: RefSeq, a predicted model, not a curated record
GCUGAGCGAUUCUGGGUGGCGGCGGCGCAGUGGCGGCUGAGUCCCCUCGCACUUCUCCGCUGGUCGCCGGCAUCCUCCGGUCCCCGCCCUCCCGGAGCCGAGCCGGGACUGGCAGUGCGCGCGGGUGCCCGGAGGCCCGCCCCCAGCGGCGGCGCGGAGCCUGGAGCUGGCCGUGGUGCUGACGCGAGGCUCGGGCGCGCACUCGCUGCCUGGCUCGGGCGCUGCCGCGCCCUGCGACACUCCCCAGCCCCAGCGUGGCUAGAACACUGGCAACAUGGAGCUGAGGAGGGGAAAGACCUUCAUCAAAUCCAGCGUGCAGAUUUCCCACGAGAAACUCAUAGACUCACCAGUCCCUGCACCAGCCAAGGAGGACCCAGGCCCCUGGUCACUCUCACUGGGAGGGCAGCAGAGAUCCUAUGGCGAGAAGAGCUCCCAAACUAGUCCCUGUGCCCAAGGGUAUGGCCGCUGCCCCAACAAGGAGAUACUGUCUGAUCCUGAAGGGGAUCCGGGGCCCCUUGGUGGAACCACCUUCAAACUGGUGAGGAAGAGCAAGACCCAUGACAACGUUCCGGGGGCCGCGAAGGCAGCAGCCCCUUCAGGGCAGAUGGUGGGCAGCACAAGCUUCCCAGAGACCCCUGGGGGUCAGCGUAUGAUUGACUACCGCCACUUCGUGCCCCAGAUGCCCUUCGUGCCAGCUGUGGCUAAGAGCCUCCCAAGGAAAAGGAUUUCCCUGAAAAGGUCCAAGAAGUGCUUCCGAAACCUGUUUCACAUCCGCCGAAGCAAGACUGAAAACCUGGCCUCACUGUCAGCCAAGGCUAAGAACCCAUCGUCCCCCGGGGUCCCGCUGGGGGCUGCAGCACAAGGCAAACCCUUCCUCUCCACGGGGGAGGGGCUGGGGCUGGACAGCCUCUGCCAGGACCUGUCUGACAGCGAGCUCCUUCCUGACUCACCCUUUGACCUCUGCAGCGCCCUGUGUGAGGAUGUGGCCUCCCUCAAGAGCUUCGAUUCGCUUACAGGUUGUGGGGAGAUCUUUGCAGACGGGAGCUCGGUGCCAUCUGUGGAGCUGAAAGAAGGCCCAGAGAGCCCAGCCCGUUCACCCCAGGCUCUGGACAGCAAGACUCCCCGUGGCCCCUCCCAAGGGAGUGUGGAACAACUCGCGUCGCCUGCCCAGAACGAGGCAUCGGACUUCACUAAGUUCUGGGACAGCGUGAAUCGCUCCGUGAAGCAGCAGCAGCGUGCCCUGCUAGGCCCGUGGUUGACGAGCCCCCAGGGGACAGACGCAGACCGGCCCAGGCUAGACACAUCCGGGUUAGCGGAGCUACCCCUUUUCCCUUGCAGGGGUCCCCCCAGCGGCUCCAAAGCCAGCUCCGUAGACACGGGUACCCCCAAAAGCGAACAGCCGGAAUCUGUGUCCACGAGCGACGAAGGCUACUACGACUCCUUCUCACCCGGCCUUGAGGAAGAGAAAAAGGAAGCUGCGAGCCCGGGCACGCCUGCAGCCGCCUUCCCCAGGGACAGCUACAGCGGGGACGCGCUCUACGAGCUCUUCUAUGACCCCAGCGAGGCCCCCGUUGGCCCAGUCCUGGAUGACGACCUGUGCGUGUCUGAGAGUCUCUCGGGGCCUGCCCUGGGCACCCCGCUGUCCAUGUGCAGCUUCCACGUGGGAGCCGAGGAGAACCUGGCGCCAGCCCCGGGCCCUGACUUGCUCAGCCAGGGCUUCCUGCAGAGUACCUGGAAGGGCAAGGAGUGUCUGCUGAAACUGUGCGACACAGAACUUGCCAUCACCAUGGGCAUUGUCAACUGGCUGCGCAGGACCCCACCUGCCCCCGCCUCCGCCCCUGCCCCCGCCUCUACACCCGCUCCUACCCCUGCCCUUGUCCUUAGGGAGCCCGCUGCCCCACCUGACCCCCACAGGGUCCUCAGGGGACCAGCGGUGACCCUGGAAGGCAGGGAAGAUCAGGCCGUGGCAUGCUUGCCAUCCAGCAGGCAGGAGCCCCGGGCACACCCAGGAACCAAAGACGUUCUUGUUAGAGAGCGUGAGGCCCAAGGGGAGUCUGCAAGGGUUGCUAAUACCACAGCUAAGGAUGGCCCGCUGGAAGAAGGGGCACAAGGUCUCUCUGAGGGCUGGUCCUCCACCGCAGCUGCCGCGACAACGGGCAUUUCCAGGAAAAGCAAAACUGUGAACCCUGGCGCCUGGCCCAGCUCUCAGAAGGAACUGAGUACUCCUGGGGACCUGGGGCGUUCCCAAGGCCCCUUAAAACCAGGGCAUGCGGGAAGCGCUCUUGACCCAGGGCGCAUGCUUGUAGGCUGUGUGGCCCGCGUGGCGACGCUGCAGCUCUACCCAGACAGCCGUUCUCCCGGAAGGGAUAGUAGGGGCAGCGGGCUCUUUUGGAAGCCUCAGGCCUGGGGUCCCAACGCUGUGCAAAAGAAGCCGACUAGCAGCAACCCCAGUGGGGCAGCUGUCUGUGGCCUCUCUUCCCCCAUCAGCCCACAAGACCAGAGAUGUCACGACCUUUUCCUGGACCUGAGCCAGCUCAAGUUGGAACCCUCCAAGCUAGGCAGCCAGGCCUGUGCUUCUGUGGACAGCCAGCCUCAGCAGCUUAGCCCCAGGUCUCUAGAGCAGGUACCACACAGGGGUUCAGUGGGGUCCUGAGCUACUCUGUGCUCCUGAUGCCCAUUAAAGCCUCUGUGUGGCUAUCACCCAGAAAUCCUGGGCCUUUCCUUGGGCAGCAAACAGUGGUAAAUUGCUCUUUCACAUGUGCCACAAAACAUCGCCAGUGCCCUCCUGGCCUGACAAGGACUUCUUGUGGGUAAUCAGAAGUAGGGGCUUACAAGCCAGCA